UACACAGUGCUAAAAUCAUCUGCUCGUAGCAAUUAUCUCACUUUUAAUUACAUAAAGAUAAAAGCACCAUUAUUAAGUGCAUAGGGGCGUGUUAUAAGACAGAAACAUAUUAUUGAUGCUAUCCAGUUGCAUCUGUUUCAGUGUAGUGUAUUUAGGAAAGCUGUAUAAGCUAACUAAGUGGUAAUUCAUUUGUUUUUAAAACAUCUAUUCGAGGUACAGAGAUGUCAAAGUCAGGCUCCGAUGAGAGGACCUUCCUCAGUGGUGUUGUAGAAGGUUUUUAUGGGCGCCCAUGGACUAUGGAGCAAAGGAAGGAGUUGUUUAGGAGGGAGCAGAAAUGGGGCUUGAACACCUACCUCUAUGCCCCAAAAGAUGACUACAAACACAGGAUGUACUGGAGAGAGCUGUACACCUUAGAGGAGGCGGAGCAACUGAUCACUCUAAUCUCUGCUGCAAAGGAGCGUGAUGUCGAGUUUAUCUAUGCUAUCUCACCUGGGCUUGACAUUACAUUUUCGAACCCUAAAGAGGUGGCAGCUCUUAAGAGGAAGCUCAGCCAGGUUUGUGAGUUCGGCUGCAGGUCCUUUGCCCUGCUUUUUGACGACAUUGAGCCAGAAAUGUGUCCUGCUGAUAAGGAGGCUUUCAGCUCUUUUGCUGAAGCUCAGGUCUCUGUCACCAAUCAAGUGUUUCAGCAUCUUCAGGAGCCCCAGAGUUUUCUCUUCUGCCCAACAGAUUACUGUGCUGCAUUCUGUUCUCCUAAUGUAAGCCAGUCAUCAUAUUUACACACUGUUGGUGAGAAACUACUUCCUGGAAUUGAUAUUCUCUGGACCGGUCCAAAAGUGGUCUCCAAAGACAUCUCUGUGGAGUCUAUCGAGGAGGUGUCUGCUGUUCUGCGGAGACCUCCAGUAAUUUGGGACAACAUACACGCGAAUGACUAUGACCCCCAGCGGCUCUUUCUUGGACCCUUCAAAAACCGGCCCACAGAGCUCAUUCCCAAACUCAGAGGAGUGCUUACUAACCCCAACUGUGAAUUUGAACCCAACUUUGUGGCUAUUCAUACACUAGCCACAUGGUGCAAGUCAUGGUGCAGCACAGGCCAGAAAGAUGUGGCUAUGGAUGGUGAAGAUCAGGGAUCCGACUACAACCCCAAGCAGGCUUUGCAGCUCGCCCUGACAGAUUGGCUGGUGGAGUUUGGUGUGGCUGAUCAACCUGACGUGUCUCGUGCUGGCAGCAGCCGUGCUAAGAAAGAGACCUCAGAUGAGGAGCCCAUGCAGACCGAUGAGUACGUGCCCGGGCCCAGGGAGAACCCGCUGUACACGGCAGAACCGCUCACCCUGGAGGACCUGACGCUGCUUGCCGAGCUCUUUUAUUUGCCUUAUGAAUACGGCCCCACCGCUCUCACCAUGCUGCAGGAGCUCCACUGGCUCCGCAGCAAUAGUAACGCCGCCACGUUCGGCCCUGUGCUAGCUGAGGAUAUUAAGGCCAAAGAAUGGCGAGAGAGAGCCGAGCAGUUUGACAACAUGUGUUCUGCCGUUGUUCGGAUGUUUAACAGGCUGUCGAACGCCCCCAACAGAACCAUUCUGUACGAUCUGUACAACUACAUCUGUGAUAUAAAGAGCGGAGUAUCAUUAGCCAGAGCAUUUGUCAACAGUUUGGGUGGGCAUAAUCCUCCUCCAUCUCAAGUUAUAAAUGAUGACCCGGAGCCCUGGGGCUUCAGAGGUGGACUUUCCGGGGAGUUCCAGAGAAUGCUUCCAUGCCACGGGAACCGAGAUCUAUACCCGACUCCACCUGCCACCCGAGUGUACACUAUUCAUCCAUGCACUCCCAAAGAUAAGGCUGAGGUUUUGAGGUUAUUUAAAGAGAUGCAGAGUGAAACACAACAACAAGCUGCAUUAAUUGGUGACAGGCUGGUAGAGGGUCAGGUUGCACCAUCUAAAAACUGUGACCUGGUACUGGAGGAUGAGGUGGGCAUCUGUGGCUAUGCUUUUGCUCUUACUGACGCCAAGACUGCCAUGACCAAAUCUCAGUAUCCUGAGACGAUGCUGAGAGAUUUUCCCUCCCUCAUGGUCAUUCAAAUACACCCAAGAGUACCAGAUCCCAACACUGCCAAAUGCCUUAUUGGAAAUGUGCUCUGUUUACUGAAGGAUGCUGGAUCCACUGGGGUCUUUUGCGAGUUCAGAUCAAACGACAGAAGAAUGUUGGAUUUCCUGCAGACUCUCGGUCUUCUUUACGUCCUCAAAGUGGAAGGACUUCCAACAGGUGUCGUCCUGAUGGGGACAAAACUGUAACUGCGGACUGUCUUCGACUGAUCGUAGCUGCUUGAUUUAAGCCCACUUACUGCACUUUUAUCAAAAAAAAUCAAUGCCAAACUAAUCUAAAUGUGAUGCUGCAGAAUGUGUGAGUGUGAUUUUUAUUAGUCCAAGCUGAUCAAACUGAUUUUUGUAGCAUUUUGUUUUUGGGGGACAUGUGCAGUUCUGUAUCACACAAUGCAGUAAAAACACUGUCAACAGUAUUUAUGUACAACUCAAGUAUCUCUGAUUAUCACAAAUCAGAUGAGCCACAAUCAGUGAGCAUGUGCAGGAUCAAAGUGAAUAAAACAUUUUGGACUGUAAGAA
This is a messenger RNA of Trichomycterus rosablanca, 2609 nucleotides long. RefSeq names its product O-GlcNAcase like (gene ogal). Lineage: Eukaryota; Metazoa; Chordata; Actinopteri; Siluriformes; Trichomycteridae. The transcript has 16 exons. Gene Ontology annotation, molecular function: beta-N-acetylglucosaminidase activity. The coding region runs from base 222 to 2282 and encodes 686 amino acids. The record is from RefSeq and is a predicted model, not a curated record. Gene Ontology annotation, biological process: glycoprotein metabolic process.